AUGAUGUUUGCCUUUUUCCAGUCAUCAGAAACUUUGCCCACUUACUGUAGUCUUUUGAAUGUGAUUGAAGGGAGCCUUGGAGAGACUCCAGUCAUCUCCCUUAGUACUUCUGCUCACAUCCCAACUACUCUCAUAGUCCUGGCAUCUAUGUCUUCCCAAGGAAGUUCUUCCAAUGAGAAGUGGAGAUUUCCUAUUUGGCCAGAAUGGAAUGAAGCAGAUAUCAAUGCAGAAAAAUGGGAUACUGGAAAAGCUGGAAAAGAGAAAGAAAAAAGUGGAAAAAGUCCCAUUGCACCUGGCUUUGAGGACCCUGAAGGGAAAAUAGAGUUGCCAGCAUCCUUAAAAGUACAUUCAUGGAAACGUCCACAUGAGUUUGUAACAAAUAAGGUUCCUGUGGUUGUCAAAAAUGAAACUUCAUUUGACCUUUUUUCAGCAAAUGAGCAUCUUUUUUGUAGUGAGCUGAUGAGAUGGAUUAUAACUGAAAUUCAUGCAGUCUGGAGGUUAUGUAAUGAAAAGGCCUUAACUAAUGGACCAUCCACACUUUUUUGGAAACCAUGGGAACACAUUUAUGCGUUAUGUAAAGCUACCAAGGGACACAUGCCACUAUACAAUAGCUAUGGAAAAUACGUAGUGAAACUGUAUUGGAUGGGAUGCUGGAGAAAGAUCACUGUGGAUGACACUAUGCCUUUCAGUGAAGAGGAUCAUUUGUUACUACCAGCUACAACCUGUCAAGCUGAACUUUGGCCAAUGUUGCUAUCCAAAGCUAUCAUUAAGCUGGCAAAUACUAGCAUAGAUGUAACCAGAAAAAGAGAGCUGGAGGAAUUUACAAUUCUACAGACCCUGACUGGAUGGAUACCAGAAGUUAUUCCUCUUCAGCCUGGAUACUUGGACAAAGUCUGGGGCCUUUUGAAAGAGAUUGUGCCAGAAUUCAAGUUUCCAGAUAAGAAAAUUCCAGAACCUGAUAUUCAUCAGUCAGAUACAAAACCUGAAAAGACCAAAGUUUUACAUGUGAAUAAGCAUUCAGAGAAACCCGAGAAAGCAGAUAAAAUUGGCAAAGAAAAAGCCGAGCAGAGAGAAGUUGGAAAGAAGAAAAUCAGAGAAGGAGAGAAAGCCAAAUUAACACGUCAGUCUUCACAUGCGUUGCCAGAAGACCAACAUUCUCCUCACCUCUUAACUGAAAAAUGUUCCAUACCAACCCAGCCAGAAAUGGCCGUGUAUGCUGCCUGUACUCCACUACAUUUGUUUGAAGAGGAUAGUUUUACGUUAAGGCAAAUGUCUGUUUCUUCAGAGAAGCUGAGGCAAAAUGGGCUUUCCCAUGUACAUAGCCAUCCUGUCCUGAUUACUAGAACUAGGUCCUGUCCUCUGGUAGCACCACCACAACGGCCACCAGUUCCUCCUUGGAAACUUUUCCGUCAGAAAAAGGAGACUGUUGUGACAUCUGAACCUCAAGAGCCUGUGGUAAAGAAACCUGAAGAAUAUAUUGAGAUUGCUAGCCUAUUUUUGAAUUACAAAUUGAAUCUUAUCACAAUACCCACAGACAUCCGCUUUCCACGGUCUACCAUCAAAAAAGGAUUUCAUUCCCUCUCCCGUCUCCCUUCUGUUACUGAAAGUGAUGAAAAUGUAAAUGACAGUAAUGUGGAUAUGAGUCAAAGUGAGAGACAUUCAAAUGCAGAAGAUUCUCAGGAGACAAACCUCUUUUCGGAGCAAAAUACGGAGACACUCAAUAAAAGAGAAUGUUAUGAGAAUAUCAGUUUUGAUGCAAAACGAAUGUCAGAAACAACUGAUACUGGUAUUAACAGCCAGACAGCGGAUAAAUCAAAGGAAGAAACAAAGUCAAAAAGGACUUCUGUUUCCAGGGAAACCUGGAUUAGCUUUGAAGACUUCUGUGUUUGUUUCCAGAACCUGUAUGUUUUCCACAAGCCACAUACAUAUGCUUAUAACUAUCAGAAGACAGAUUUUAAGUUUACUGAUGACCGAGUCUUCUAUUAUUUACUUGUGGACAGUCUGAUGCCCAUUGAAAUCCUGGUUGGUUUUUCUGCAGUGGUAUGCUGGGAUGAUGCUGGAGGUAAUAAACGAGAGUGUUCUAGUAUUUCAAAGGGCGUGCUGAUGGUUGAACAUUUCUCUUGGAAAUCUGUGACUCCUGGAGAACUUGUGUUAAAGGUGCAGACAUCUGCAACCAAAGCUACUCUGCUAAGACUUCCUGCUGGGCGACACAUACUGCUCUUCACAGUAAGUGGUCCCAUAGGGCACCAUAUUCAUCUGUGUAGCAUGGUGCCAUGUGUCUUUGGAGAUGAGGAUACUGUGAUGCCAGGUCUUGAAAAGGAGAGUUUCCGGUUUAUAGAACAGGCUACAGCUAUCCUGAAUGCUGUUGGAAAUGUGAUAAAUAAUUUCAGCAAUAAAGCUGAAUUUUCUAAAGCCUUGAAGAAGUUGGAACUAACUCAUUGUCCUCCUGGCCUCCACAGUACUGGAAUGGCUGAAGAACACUUCAAGGUUUUCAAUAGUGUGCUUUGGCAUUUGAUCAAAUAUGUGUUGGACAAGAAGUCUGCCAAGAGCUGUAAACUUGCCUUCAGGUCCCUCACUUUGGAUUUUAAAGACACUGAUGUUUCUGAAGAUGACACUGCAUCUUCAGAGAGUUGUGAGAAGAAUUCCCUUAGUAGCUGGCAGAACCGAACACCCACUUCUGAAGAAGAAGCAGCAGCUCUUACACUUCAAGCCAUCUGGAGAGGGACCUACGUUAGGAAAGUACUGAACAGCAGGAAACCAGGUACUGAGGAGAACACUAGGGUCAAAGAAACCUUGGAAAAAUUGUGGACUGCAAUUGAGCUAAAUUUUGAACAGUAUGCUGUAAUGCUCUUAAGAGAAAUGUUUAAUAGAAACUGUAAGUCAAUUGAAAAGUUUCCUUGCUAUGAAGAUGAAUGGUGUAAGAUGUCUUUCGCUGACUAUGCUGUAACAUACGCUGAUCAGCCACCAAAUGUGUGGUUUGUGGUUUUUAGAGAAAUAUUCACUGUUCCAGAAGACAUGCUUAUAGUGCCAAAGGUGUAUACCACUAUCCCUUGCAGUAGACUUCAUGUCAUUGAUAAUGACACACUGAAGGAAAUGCCACAUGUCUUUUUCAAAGUGACACCUCACAUUUAUCCAAAAAAUAAGAAAGGAUACACAUUUAUGGCUGAAGCACGUACUGGUGACCUACCUUUAGCAGCUGGAAAAUGGAGGCUUCGGCUCAUUGGUUCUCGUAGGCCACUCCCAUUUCUCAAUCGUGAGGCUGUAAAUAGUGUCUAUUCUACUAAAGAAAUUCAAGAGUAUUACAUACCCAAUAACAAGCAUGUAAUGUUCAGGUAUUUUGUGAAAGUCACAGCCUCACAUAUUGCUACAGUGCAGGCACAAACCUCUAAAUCAGAUGUGUUCAUUAAACUACAAGUCCUAGAUAAUGAGGAAGAAAUUGUGAGUGUCACUGGAAAGGGACAUGCAGUCAUCCCUGCUUUUAAUUUCUUGAGUAAUGAGACACUUUCAAGUUCCCAGGCAAGCAAAAGCCAGAUUAUUCAAAGUAGUACAAAGAAGGGACCAGAAACUGGAGGAUCCAAAAAAAAAAGUGUUUCAUCUUCAAAGGAUACUAAAGCUCCUCUCAAGCCAGAACUUGUACGAGAAGGUCCACCUAUACUGGAAGAUGAAUCUUCACUCUUGGAAAACUUUCAAAAUAAUGGUGGAAGCUCACAACAAUCUCACAAGUAUGUCGUACAAGCGUUGGUGCUAUAUAAUAGUUGGCCACUUACUGAGAGUCAGUCCCUGUUCGUUCAGGCACUGAAAGAAAUGGAGAAAAAUGAAAUCAAAGUACAUGGCGAAAAGCAUGAGGACCACAGCUUUCCCUUAAUGGUUAAUCAUUCUGAAGGACAAAAGUCUGCAAGUAUUCCUAAACCAACCAAAAAAUCAAAAGAUAAAGCAUCUGAGAAGACAGAAAAAGAGAAGUUCAAUAAAGAAGGAGGAUCACUUAUAUCUCUUGCGUAUCGACGUGAAUCUCAGCAAGCUGCUUCAAACAAACCAUACUGGACUUUACGUCUAGUUAGUGAACAGAGAGAAGCAGACGUUCUGGAGGUGAAGAAAGACACCCAGCGAGCAGAUAAGAUCAAAGCCAUGAAACAGGCAUGGGAGUCUGCAGAGCCAGGAAGAGCUGUCAAGGCUUUUCAGGAACGCAUGCGGUUUAUUAAUAAGUAUGCUGUGAGAGAUUCAGAGGAGCCCAUGGCUGGGUCUGAGACUGCCAGUUUAACAUCUAGUUCAAUAGAAGGAGAUUCUUUUACCAUAGGAAAGAAAUCAUCACAAACAAGUAUCGACUCAAGCUUCCAAAUGCAGCAAACAAAAUGGGAGCCUAUAGACCUUAGUCCUUAUAUGAGAAAAACAACGUCUGAGUCUGUGCUAAGAAAUGAGUCUGUCAUUCAACAGCAAAAGAUUCAUAAAGCGGAAAAAAUGAACCAUUUUAGGGACCUUCGAGAGCUGGCUUUGGAACAAAGAGAAAAAGAACGAAAUGCCAGAGCUUUAUUGAAGCACCAAAUACUUGAAAUGUAUGAGAAUCUGCAGGCAUCCUUAGAUGAGACCCGAGGCAGAAUUUACAGUAUUCGGGAAGCAUACAGAAGUAAGCUGCUAGCGGAAGAGCGCAGAAAACAAGAAGAGCUGGAGGUUCUUGAAGCAGCCCUGCAAGCAGAGCAAGGGAAGAAAAGCCCAAAUGCACAGAAAAAAAAACAAGGAACAGGUUUAGGGAAAAAAAAAUAAUUGCUAGCACUACUGAAUUAUAUUUAACAGUUUGGGAAAAGAAGUUUGCAUGCA
This is a messenger RNA of Calidris pugnax (ruff), 4812 nucleotides long. It is a transcript of the gene ADGB, whose product is annotated as androglobin. The record is from RefSeq and is a predicted model, not a curated record. Lineage: Eukaryota; Metazoa; Chordata; Aves; Charadriiformes; Scolopacidae. Gene Ontology annotation, biological process: proteolysis. Gene Ontology annotation, molecular function: oxygen binding; calcium-dependent cysteine-type endopeptidase activity; protein binding. The transcript has 35 exons. Bases 1 to 4758 code for a protein of 1585 amino acids.